This is a messenger RNA of Magallana angulata, 1054 nucleotides long. RefSeq lists its product as uncharacterized. The record is from RefSeq and is a predicted model, not a curated record. Bases 1 to 897 code for a protein of 298 amino acids. The transcript is spliced from 5 exons. Lineage: Eukaryota; Metazoa; Mollusca; Bivalvia; Ostreida; Ostreidae.
AUGACUGAAUUGAUACUUUUUGUGGUGUCCUGUCUCUUUAUGGCUGUCUUUAUUUCAAUGAACACUGCAGAAGAGUCAAUCUACGCAGGUCUCUUUUAUGGAUUGGCGGGGUAUCGAGUUAGAAACUCGUUGACUUCAUUCACAUCGUCUGAUAGUUAUUUAUUUGAGUGCUGUAUGAGAUGUUUGCAGCAUCAAAACUGUUAUAGCGUCAACAUUCACGGAGAUGACAGAUUAUGUGAAAUAAACACCCUGGGUCCAAGCGGGUACGGGGAUUUGGUAGAUGCAAACGGAACUUGGACAUUAUUCAUCAGAACCAACGUUCCCCAUAACGAGCUAAUGUUCCGGGCAACCCCGGGAGUUGGACUGAGUGUCAAGGACACCUGGCUAGGGAAUAUCCUUCCCUCGACCGCUCAAGACACGUGCGUUUCGAUGAAGAACACGUCAUGCUCUACGCAUUACCGGAAUCCACGGAUGGACAUCUGGGAAAGUCUUUCCAUUUCUCAAGUUACUCUUGAAUUGUACCAGCAUGGAUCUAAGGUGGCAUUUAUAGCGUUUGAUGGGAAAGAUUCGACCAUUGAAAACUGGUUCAAUUCUUCCCGUAUUUUGAACAGCAGCUGGAGCAAUGUGACCCCUUCUACCAUCUACAACUAUUUCUCCAUGAAGGGGCAUUCUGAAUGCUCUCGAUCAUUCUUUGUCAACACACACUACCGCAUUUGCGCAGUUGACACAGGGUAUAUGGUGGUUGUAGAACCCCCAACAGGGUGUUGUCCCUGGGAAAACGUCCCCAACAAACCCCAAUUUUUCUAUUCAGCGGUGGAUGGUACUGUAACCUAUCAAAGCGGAUCGACAGAUCUUGGUACAGCAGAAGUCAUGGCAGUUUUUGUAAACAUCAGUUAAGUGUGUAACAACACUAUUUUAAUUAAUAGAAAAUUCAGACCACAAGGGUUAUUGUUGGUUUAUAUUUUGUGUGUGUUUUUUUUCCCAUUUUUUUAAUGACUUUGAUUCAUUCUGUUGAGCAUUAAAUUCACACAACAAACUAACAAAAACUAACAAA